This is a messenger RNA of Staurois parvus, 308 nucleotides long. The record is from the annotation of a GenBank genome assembly. Lineage: Eukaryota; Metazoa; Chordata; Amphibia; Anura; Ranidae.
AUGAUUUUGCAUCUCCGGGAGGAGAAACUGUUUGUAAACAAUACAAUUCUCCUUCCUGUCAGCUCGUGUACACUGCUUUGGAUGGCUGUGCACAGUGAAGUGAAGCACAUGGACACAGCACAGAGUAAAAUAGCACACAGUUAACCCUUUGAUCACCCUACAUGUUAACCCCUUCCUGCCCAGUGUCAUUAGUACAGUGUCAGUGCUUUUUUUUUUUAGCACUGAUCACUGUAUUGGUGUCACUAGGGAUGUCAGUGACACCAAGUCAGUUCCCCCCAGUGUCAGAAUGCCCACCGCAGUCCCGCUAU